UACCUGCUUUCAGAGGCUGUUUUCUUACGUCUUGAUUGGCCGCUUAAACCAAAUCCUCUUGAGCAACUUGAACCAAGCGUCGGGAAGAAGGGAGGAGAAGGUCGGAGCAAAAUCCAACCCGACUGAAAGCCCUUUUAUCGGCAAACCACCAUUUGAAAGUUGCCUUUUGUUGCAUCGAAGAGAAAAUACGAGAGUCGGAACCAGUGGGUUUUGCGUUGUCAGUCGAUUUACCUGUUUUUUUUUUCUAAAGCAUCUGCAAGUCGUAAUUUUUCUUUUUGCUUUUCUUUUUUCUUUUUAUUUACACUACGGUUUGAACUGGCCGGUCAGUCGGUGGAGGUGUUGUUAUCACUUCCGAUCGCUAAUAGCCAGAGGGCUCAUCGGUGUUUUACACUUGCUUGCGCCCGGCUCUCACGGAAUGUGCCUUUUACGAUCUAAAAGAAAAUUGCGAAGGCGCUGACAUCACAGCGAGCGCAGCUCGGGGCAGCUCCGGUAGGAUUUGGGGGAGGUGACGGCGGUGCGAGAAAUCGGCGAGAAGGGACACCCGAGAUACCUGGCUACACUGAAAAACAAAUCAUAAGUGGGAUUUAUUUGUGUUCGUUCAGCCUCCGAGUGCUAUGCAAAAGAAGAAGAAAUGUACGGAAUAUUUCGAUUAGGGGCACGUUCUGGGAGGAAUCGCCGACUGCGCUGUGCUGCGCUGUAACUGGUGAGCAAACGCAAAGUGCCGGCAGAGUGAAUUUCAUCUUCUCUUUUUUUCAAUUCUUGAAGCUCUUUUCCUAAAUGACAUAUUAACUUUGACAAACUCUGUGUACAGUUAAUAAGGAUCGAACAGGGAGGACAGGAAAGCGAAACACAAAUAAAUACAUCUACAAAAAAAUAAGGAAAUGGCCAAGAGCCCACAGGACGGUUCCCGGGAGGACCUGAGCAAGUUGUCCGACGAGGAGCUGCUAAAAUGGAACCGGGAGGAUUUGAUCAAAAGGCUCCGGAAAGCCGAAAACGAAAGGAUGAACUUAAUGGUGGAGCACGGCAACCUGAUGAAGGACGUGAACAAGCGGCUGCAGGUCCACCUGCACGAAAUCCGCGGGCUCAAGGAGGUCAACCAGAGGCUUCAGGACGACAACCAAGAGCUCCGAGAGCUCUGCUGCUUUCUGGAUGACGACCGGCAAAAGGGGAAAAAACUAUCCCGGGAGUGGCAGAGGUUUGGCCGCUACACCGCCAGCGUCAUGUGGAAAGAGGUGAGCAUGUAUCAGCAGAAACUGAAGGAGCUGGAGACGAAGCAGGAGACGGUGAUGAGAGAAAAUCUGGAGCUGAAGGAGAUCAUCCUCAUGCUAGACGAGGAGAGGAACGGAGCGGGUUCGAGGAGCUCCAUAGACAGCCAGUCCAGUCUGACCAAUUUAAACGGGGGCUCCAGCACCAUACGGGAUGUUGGAGACGGCAGCAGUACUUCGAGUACGGGCAGCGCUGGAAGUCCAGAUCACCACCAAAACCACCUCCACCACAAGCCCGGAGAGCCCAAGGCCGGUACUAUCAGGAGGUCAAUGGAUGAUCUCAGCACGCCCCACCACCACAGGAGCAUCCCCAACGGCCUCAACGAUCCUUCAGUCAACUACAUCCGACAGCUGGAGACGAAAGUUCGCAUCCUAGAGGAUGACAACAAACUUUUGUCACAGCCCCGUAGCCGCUGUAGUAUACCAAGACCAAUGAUGAAGCAGAGCAGCUCAGGAGAUUUCAAGACCCUGCGGAAAGGCUUCUCCCUGUAUCACUCCGAGUCCCAGCUGACUACACUGCCUCCAUACCAGGAGCCGCUGCAAAAUGGUUCCACAAGGCAGGCAGAUCCCACUGUAUCCACUGCAGGCUAUAUUUCUUCAGCCCAGAAACCCGAAGCAGUUGUUCAUGCCAUGAAGGUACUAGAAGUCCAUGAAAAUCUUGACAAGCAAGUACCUGAAGAUGCUGAGGAAGAUCUAAGCGAAAAGGAGAAAGCAAUAGUCCGGGAAAUGUGUAAUGUUGUUUGGCGCAAACUGGGCGAUGCAGCUGGAUCCAAACCCUCUAUAAGGCAACACCUCUCCGGAAACCAAUUUAAAGGACCGUUGUAGUGAUGGUUUCUAAGAACUUACGGAGGUCAAUGACUUAAACCUCCCAUCACAAGGAAUUUCUUUGUAUGGACAGCAUUAUUAUUAUUAUUAUUUUUUAAACCAGAAUUCUUCACUUUAUUUGCUUGCGCAUUUUGUUUGCUGCCAGAGUGAGAGAGAAGGACUGCUUUUGGACAGACAUUUGAAAGUGCUAAGCACUUGUAUGGGCUGAACAGCCUUCCUACAAUACCAUAUGAAGAAAGUGUUACGUUUCAACUGAACGCCUGCAUCCAACAAGCUAAGCAAACUGCAGGCUGACUAAUAUCACAUGAGAGACUGGCAACUAGUAUAACCUCUUGUCACUUCGACCCUGCCACCUAGGAGUCACUGCAUUCUGCUGUAGUAUAUACUGCUGUGUAAAAUAAGUGGCGAUGUUCACAGGUUCUUUGCCAAGAAUCACUGUUUUGGUAACACAGUCUGGAUUGUACAUGGUUUAUGUGCAGUGAUGCAUUCAUCCACAUUUCAUACUAGAGUUUAACUGCCCCCAUUGAAGGCAACUCCUGAAAAUAUCUUUAGGUUGGAAGUAAAAAUGUUUGAGAUAAAAACUGAUCGGAGGUAUUUGGGAUUUCUGUUAUUGCAACAAUCUUUUGUCACUGUCCACAUGAAAGCAAUAGUGUUGACAUGGAAACUAUUUUAAGUUUUUUGGAAAUUGCUCAUUUAGAUGGCAGAUAACUAAGUGUCUGAAAAUAAUGUAUCUAGUGUUUCCUUCAAUUAAAGCAAUUCUUUUUGCUCUAAGAAAAACAUUUCUGUUUAUGCUUUUAAACCUUUGGGAAUUCUCCCAAUGCAAGGUUUAGUCAACUAUGAUGCAUAUUGUCACUUUAAGCCCAACAUUCCCAAAAAUGUACAUGAUAUAAUGAAAUGGCUUUGACAGAAUCCAGUUGUUAGAUUGUACUGUGCUCAGGAAUCAAGUGACUUUCCAUUAAAUGACGUACCAUAAGAAGGUAAACAUUCAAACAAAAUGUCUUUAAACUUGUCUGGCUCAGUAGUUUUAGCACUACAAAAUUUAAGAGUACUUACUAAUACAAGUCAAAAGGGUGUAUCAUACUAUGAAAAUGCACUUGCUGCAUUGUUUCUUUGCAAGCGAAGUAUAAACUUUGUAACAGUUUGAAUUGUUUGCAGCUUAGUAAACUGUCAUUUUCCUACUUUAAAAGUAUGGAUGACGUGAGUGGUGGCGUAAAGUCAAUUUGCCUAUUGGUAGUGUGUGGAAUACAAAGAUAAAAAGUGUCUUUGUUUAAACAAGAAAAACAAUCUGUUGGAAUGGCUUAUUCCCCCUGAAUAUAAUAACCUAACUAAAUUGACAGUGACAUCACUGUGUUCAAAUGAAAUCACAAAUUAGCACCACAUGCUGUCCUUUUUGAACUUAAAAAAAAAAAAAAUUCUGAAAAGUGACCUUUUUUGAAGUGAUAAAAUACUACUGACUUUUAUAUAUAAAUAUAUAUAUAAUAAAAAUUGAAUACAAGGUGAUAUUAAAAAUUCAAUAUUUUCAUAAUGUGACAAAUUACGUGCUGCUUCUUUUUGAUGAGCUUUUGAUUUAAAUUUGUGAUUUUAUUAUGAAAAAAAAUGUAUUUUCUUGUAUUUUUCUGUAUAUGUGAUACACAAAACUGGAAAUCUUAUGAUCUGGAAAUCUUAGAAUAUUCAUCACUAUGUAAAUAAGGAUUAUGUAGAGUAAAUAGCAUGCAUUUGUAACCUC
Messenger RNA from Erpetoichthys calabaricus (reedfish), 3816 nucleotides. RefSeq names its product coiled-coil domain containing 85C, a (gene ccdc85ca). The coding region runs from base 882 to 2090 and encodes 402 amino acids. The record is from RefSeq and is a predicted model, not a curated record. Gene Ontology annotation, cellular component: apical junction complex. The transcript has 7 exons. NCBI's taxonomy places the organism in Eukaryota, Metazoa, Chordata, Cladistia, Polypteriformes, Polypteridae.